AUGCCGCGCACGAGAAUAGAGGCAUUGCUGGCCUCGUUCCCUAAGCUGGCAGAUUCGGGCACACAGCACACGAUCGUUGAGCAGGAUAAUGUCCGAUUUGUUUAUCAGCCUCUCGACGAGCUGUACAUCUUCCUCAUCACAAAUCGCCAGUCCAACAUCCUUCAGGACAUCGACAGUCUACAUAUAUUUGCCCAGGUCGUGUCUAGCAUUUGCAAAAGCUUGGAUGAGAGGGAGAUCGUCCGCAGCGCGUUUGAGCUUCUGAGUGCGUUUGACGAAAUUGUUACUCUGGGAUACCGAGAGAACCUGUCUUUGUCACAGAUUAAAACUUUCCUCGAGAUGGAGAGUCACGAGGAACGAGUCCAGGAAAUAAUUGACAGGAACAAAGAAUUGGAGGCAACUGAGGAACGAAAACGCAAGGCGAAACAACUCGAGAUGCAGCGCAAGGAAGCCGCCCGAAGCGGGAGAGCUAUGGCUCCGCGAACUCCAUCCUACCCUACAUACACCCCGCCUGUCCGAUCGAGCGUUCCGGAUGCAAUGGACUCAUACGAAGCCGAGAAAAAGAAGACUUUCUCCAAGUACAACCUCCCUUCCGCCUUGUAA
Trichophyton verrucosum HKI 0517 is the source of this 600-nucleotide messenger RNA. RefSeq names its product coatomer delta subunit Ret2 (predicted). Gene Ontology annotation, cellular component: COPI vesicle coat; cytosol. Gene Ontology annotation, biological process: retrograde vesicle-mediated transport, Golgi to endoplasmic reticulum; Golgi localization; endoplasmic reticulum to Golgi vesicle-mediated transport. The coding region runs from base 1 to 600 and encodes 199 amino acids. Lineage: Eukaryota; Fungi; Ascomycota; Eurotiomycetes; Onygenales; Arthrodermataceae. The record is from RefSeq and is a predicted model, not a curated record. The transcript is spliced from 2 exons.